CUACGUGCGCGCGCAGACUUGGCACAGAUCUGCGAGGCCAUCGGCGCGUCCCCACCGCCUGCGCAUCCCAAAACCCGCGACGCGUCGCCGUAAACACGACGGCCCAAGGCGCAAUUUCCUCAACACCCCGCCCACAAGCUCCUCUGCUUGCUCGCCGCCAUGUUUCUGCCAGAGGACCUCCUGUUCAAGCAAGGCGCGCUCGCGCACGUCUGGCUCGCCUCAAACCAGCAGAAGAAGCUCACCAAAGCACAAGUCUUGCAGCACAAGAUUCCCGAGAGUUGCGAGGUCAUCAUUCGACCAGAGGUGGCUGCUGGCGGCCCCCUCGCCCUGCGGUUGAACGCGCAGCUGCUUCUUGGUGAAGUGCGCAUCUACCACAAGAAGGCCCAUUACCUGCAGGAUGACUGCAAUGAAGCUUUGUGGAAGAUCAAGAUGGCCUUCCGUCCCGGAAACAUUGAUCUUCCCGCCCAAACUCAUGUUGCCAACCCCACUAACUUGAUACUGCCGGAUCAAAUCACCGAUCUGGAUUUGCUGGCUCCCAUGCCAGACCCUUCAUUCCUACUGUCGCAACCGCUCAGCGGCAGUCUUGACCUUGGAAAUACCACCGUGCCUGACUGGGACAACAGCCAGUUUCUCUCUGGCAGCAUUGAGCAGCCCCGCAUGGAGCCAAUGGAGCUUCCCGACGACGAUCUGAACCUGGACAUUGGAGAAGAUGACGAUUUAGAGCCGCCAGCGCCAUUCGAUGAAGGCACGAGUAUCGAGAUGGGACGUAACGCCCCAUUGGAGCGCCGCCAAUCCGAGGAGUUUACUGGGCUGGACAAGGGCCUUGUGAUUGACGAUGAUGAUCUUGGAAUCGAUCUUGGCGAAGACGCUCCUACAGAACUUGCUCCGGCUCCAGAACUACACCUCGAUGAUGAUGUGGACAUCACCAUGGGCGGAAUGACUGAAACAGUAGCUCCAGCAAGCUCGAUAGCAGGUGAUUUGCCUAUGCGACAGCGUGAGGAGUCACCCCUCUCUGAACUCGGAGAGGAAGAGGCCACUCGUCUUGAGCAGGAAAUAGCCGAACAGACUACCACCUUUGAGCCAGAGCCGGAAGAGGAAGAGGAGGAAUCUAUCCACCAAGCUCGGGCCAAGCGCAGGAGGGUUAUUGGAGCGGACGCCGAAACGAUGAUCUCCAGCCACCAGUUGAGGGAGCAACAGAACAAUCGUGAGAAGAUUCUGAAGCCUGCGUCAUUCCUGCCCCGCGACCCCCUUCUCAUGGCUUUGCUCAACAUGCAAAAGUCGGGAGGCUUUGUUUCCAGCAUUCUUGGUGACGGUCGAAGCCAAGGCUGGGCCCCAGAGCUUCGCGGCAUCCUUUCGUUGGAAGUGAUAUCUCGACCAAGCCAAAAGCGCAAGCGAGACGGUGCCAACAACGAAGUUGAAGCCGAAGAUGAUGAGGCCACAGCUGCUGAGCGAGAGAAGACGCCCCAACUACAACUGGAAUUUGAGCAAGACGAGCCAACCCUAGAGGGCGGCGACAUGGGCAUUGGAGGUGACAACACCAUGCUUGGAGGAUCCGAGGACACUAUCCAGCUGCCCGAUGAGCCAGGCUUCCAACAAGCCGGCGAGGAGGAGGAAGACGUCUUUUCUCCUAUCCCAGACAACUUUGACGACACAACCGCUCCUCUUGUCCAUCCCGAAGAGGCUGGACCCGUAUCACUAGGCACAAAGCACGCCGUUCACUUCUUGCGAGAGCAAUUCGGCCCUGAAGCCGAGGAGAGCGAAUCCGAACGACAAAAGCGCAGCAUCGUCUUCCAGAACAUCUUCCCAGAAGCCAGAACAUCACGCACUGACGCAACCAAGAUGUUCUUUGAGAUGUUGGUGCUGGCAACCAAGGACGCCAUCAAAGUUGAGCAGCCAGCCAACGAGCUUGGUGCCCCGCUACGCAUUCGUGCCAAGCGCGGUCUUUGGGGACAGUGGGCUGAGACGGGAGCGAGCGGUGAAUUGGCUUCUCAGACCCAAGCUGCACCUACGGGAGAUGUUGACGCGCCUUCCGAGGCCAUCCUCCAAGGACCACCCGAAGUUGGUGUUUCUGCUUAAGAAAAGUAAAAAAGUUAGACUUUUGGGAUGCCUAGGGUCAAGGGGCUUGUUCUCAUCUGGCAGGCGUUGGCUGGAUACCCUUUAUUGCUGUACGAUUUUCUCUUCUGGUACUUGGGACGUUGAAACACGGCUGUUUUGGUAUGGUGACAUUGGCGUUGAUGUUUGGAAUGGAGCUUUUGCGUUAUAGGGUGGGUUUUGGGUUAUUAUUUUGUAUUAUGCGUAACGUGUUUCACCAGUGUGCGCCCCACCCCAGUGUGCGCCCCAUCAAAUCCUACUAACUCACUUUCACAUUAGUAUUACGC
Exserohilum turcica Et28A is the source of this 2378-nucleotide messenger RNA. RefSeq lists its product as uncharacterized. The record is from RefSeq and is a predicted model, not a curated record. Bases 160 to 2076 code for a protein of 638 amino acids. Gene Ontology annotation, cellular component: cohesin complex; synaptonemal complex. NCBI's taxonomy places the organism in Eukaryota, Fungi, Ascomycota, Dothideomycetes, Pleosporales, Pleosporaceae. The transcript is spliced from 2 exons. Gene Ontology annotation, molecular function: protein binding; chromatin binding. Gene Ontology annotation, biological process: mitotic sister chromatid cohesion; replication-born double-strand break repair via sister chromatid exchange; synaptonemal complex assembly.